Messenger RNA from Penaeus monodon (black tiger shrimp), 1873 nucleotides. RefSeq lists its product as uncharacterized. The transcript is spliced from 5 exons. The record is from RefSeq and is a predicted model, not a curated record. The coding region runs from base 191 to 769 and encodes 192 amino acids. NCBI's taxonomy places the organism in Eukaryota, Metazoa, Arthropoda, Malacostraca, Decapoda, Penaeidae.
UCUGCUUAUCGUUUCUAUCUAAUCACAUUCUCGUAAUCGCUGCUUACGUCUGCCUUUCGAGUCGUGUUUCACUAGUCGUAGAAGGAGGCUGUGGGUCAUUAUUUUUUUUAGGGACGACUUCUUGAGAUAAGAAGACAAGAAAGAAGGAUUUCAAAGACACGUUUAUAGAAGAAAAAGAAGAAGGAAAAGGAUGGUCGGUUCUAUAGGAUUGCGAGGCGGAGGAGCCCUGUCUGCCGCCGCCCUCCUCCUCUUCUGCGCCGCCGUGUGGAGUCCCCAGGGCGCCUUAGCUGUCAACUACCGCACUUGCUACAACUUCACGUGGGCGGGCGAUGACAACAGCACGAGCUGCGAGGAACGUGACCCGCCCUGCAUUCUGCCUCUCGUUUUCACAGACCCCAGUACGCGACCGCCCGACAUGGAGGCGCUGGAGGAAUAUUGCAAAGAGAACCAGUGUGCAAUCAGAUGCAAGAAGGAGGCAAGUUGCAUCCGCUGGAACUGGUAUGAUGUCAAUGGCCGCCUGACCAACUUCUCCCUCUUCUGUGGCACUGUGGCUGAUGACACCAACGAGGACACGACGGGGGCCAAGGGAGUGUCCAAUGGCUGUUGGAAGCAAAGGGUUGGCAUCAACAUGAAGGAGAUGUGCGUCUGCGACGACCGUGACCUCUGCAACCACGCCCAUGGACUCUCUGGCCCCGCCCACUCGCUCUUGCUCUUCUCCGUGGGCGUUGGUGUCGUCCAGGUGUUUAUGGGCGGGUUGUGGGUGCGCUGAAUAGGAGGGUGAAAGAGGGUGGGAGGAGAGGAAUGAAAGGGGAGUGGAAGGAAGGGGAAGGAUUUCCUGCUGAAUGAGAGAGAGAGAGAGAGAGAGAGAGAGAGAGAGAGAGAGAGAGAGAGAGAGAGAGAGAGAGAGAGAGAGAGAGAGAGAGAGAGAGAGAGAGAGAGCAGAAGCAAAAGAGAGCAGUUUAUGGAAAACAGCUUUAUGAAGUGGAUCCAUUUAUCACCAAACAUUAUUUUCAAUUUUUAUUUUGCCUGAAUUUUGAAGAUGAUGAACAAAGAAAAAUGUAAACAGAGGUGCAUUUUGGCGAGAAAUCGUCACAUUUUACAUUACAAGAUUUAUUUCUAUACACUUUCCUUUUUAAUUACCUAAUAAUUACUUUCGUACAAUUUCUAAUCGGUGGCUGAUUACGGGAAAGUAACUUACCAAGGAAAAUCUUGAUAAAAGUUGCUCGCCAAAAUAUACCUCAAAAAUAUAUAAUGAGUCUUAGAGGGAAAACAUUUUUGACAAGCCUUUUAACAUUUAGAUUAAUAACUGUAAUUAAGUAUAGUAAUUGUGAUAUUCCCUUGUUUUUAAAUUUUGAGGACCUAUUAGGCUCUUGCUUCUCCUUGUAAAAAUGAUUACUGUGAUAUGUAUUAUGAUUUUUUUUAGGCAGGGGUGUCAAAGAUUCUGUCCGACAUAUUCUUAUUUUGGCCCCGCGGUCGCUUUGCUGCUCCCGCCAUAUCCUGCGAUUUGCAUGAAUUAAAUGGCCUUUUUAUCUUUCAAAAAUAUCACUCACACCAGUUGAUUCUUUUAAGUAUUCUAUGCGCGGUUGAAGGUAGAUAGAAUUCGCCCUUUUGCACUGUGCCAUAUUCUUCCCCUUUUAAAGGCGACCGAGACAUGAUCAUGGUAGUGUUAUCUGACCCCUUAAUAGUGUACUCGCGUUGCAUCAAGCAGGCGCUGGUGUAUGUGAUUUUGACACCUCUGAUCUAUAGUAUGAAAAUCUCUGUCUGUCCGUAUCCCAAAAAUAUGAUUUUCUGAUAUGUGAUUUUUAAUAUAUAUCUAUUACCAAAAGUAUUAUAGUCUGCCAUUCAUUAUCCUGAAUAAAGUUACCCUUUUCGA